AUGGCAGCUCCUACAGGAGGUAUAUCUGCACUAUUAGGUCCUUUAGCUCCGUCAUCGGCUGAUACGGCGGCAGCAAUAGCAGCUACAUCGUCAUCAGCUAAAUCAAUGGAACAAUUAAUGAACGAAAUCGAUCAAUUAAAAAAAGAUGUUGAUACUGCAACAAAAACCUUGGAAAAAAUUGAAACUGGACGAAAAAAAGCUGCUGCUAAUCGUGAUCGAUCAGUUGAAGGUCGUACACAAAUUCGAGAUUUAAAUGAACGCAUUAUUAAUCUUCAAAAACAAAUGGAUGCAAUGACCAAAGAUACAGAUCCAAAGUGGCCAGCAAAAAAAUUUGAUAAAACAAAAAAAACUGCAUUAAAAACUUUAUCAGGUCUUUCAAAAGAUCUUAAUGAUGUUGAUAAACAUCUUGAAAAAGCAACUGGAACAAUACCAGCAACAACUGCAACUUCAGCUGAUCUUCAAACUACUGCAACAUCUGCCGAUGGUCAACCAGUAGCUGCUCCACGAGCAUCAACUGAAAAUGAAAAUACAAAAGGAGUUAGCGCAUUCAUAAAAAAACUUCCAUUUGGUAAAAGAAAAUCAUCAUCAAAGAAGCCACUUGAUACUGCGACACCGGCAGCACCACCAACAACAGAAUCUGUUAAUAAAACAGAUGAUGCUGCACAAAAAAAAACGAAAGAUGAAGUGCAAAGUGAUAAUGAAGAUGAAGAAGGAGAAGAAGAAGACGAAGAAGAAGAAGGUGAAGAAGAAGAAAGUGAUGAAGAUGUAGUGUCAGAUAAAAAGAAAGUAACCGAAAAAUCACCUCGACUAAUGAAGAAAACUGAACCAAUAAUUACAAAUCGAAAAAAAAUUGAAAUAUCUGAUGCAGAAAGUGAUGAAAGCGAAGAUGAUGAUGAUGAUGAUGUUAAUGAUAAUCGUCAAUUAUUAAGUCAACUUAAAAGUCAAACAUUAACAGAUGAAAGUGGUAAAGAUCUUACCGGUCAUGAUCGUCGAUCACGUUCACCAACAACACCACGUAGUAGUAAAAAAACACCAGAAGUUAAAACUGAUUUGACAUCAACUUCAUCACCAAGAAUUAAAAAAACUACAACUAUAGUACCACCACUUACAGCAUCACGUAAAAAAUCACAAAGUCCAAAAGGACGUACUGAAAUUCCAAUAGCUAGAAAAAAACGAGAUCAUGAAAAUGAAGACGAUUCCUAUUUUGAAGAAGAAGAAGAAGAAGAUGAACGUAAUAAUGAAGAAGAAGAAGAAGAAGAACUUCGACAUCUACGUGAAGCAGAUGAUCGUGGAGAAUAUGCGUCUGAUCAUGAUUAUGAUGAACAAGAAGAAGAACCAACAUUAGUUAAUGCACAUGUACAAGAACUUCGAACAAAUAAAUUUUUACCAGGAACACAAUUUAUUGUUACACAUGAUUUAAUUGGUGAACAAACUGGUGAUUUAACUGUACAUAAAAAUGAUAUUAUAACACUUGUUGAACAACGUUCUGAUGAUUGGUGGCUAUUUAAAAAUGUUCAAACACAACAAGAAGGUUCAGUACCAAUAAAUAUAAUACAAUUGUUAUCUACACAACAAAUACGACGUCGAAUAAUGCCAAGUACAUCAGCAAUAACCCUUGUUAAUGCGUUUAAAGAUAAAAGUGAUAUUCCUACUGGUUUUAUACCAUCAGAUUUAGCCGAAUUAUGUCAACACGAACCUUAUCAAUUAUGGCGAAGUCUUAUACCGAAAAUGAAUGAAUCAAAUCUUGCUUUUACUGAUCUUUCUUGGCGUGCUGAUACUGAUAAAUUACAUGUACAAGAUGUAAUACAUCAAAAAAUUCUUACUCUUAAAGAAUGUGUUAAAAUACCACGAGUUAAAGGCGAACAGAUUCGUGUUCUUGAUCGAUGUGUUCGUAUAUGUCUUUAUGAUGGAGCUGAAAUUAUUUCGAAUAUUCAUACAAUUCGAGCACUUAUUCCGUCAAAAAUUGAUGAACGAGAUUUAACUGAAGAUUGGCAUUUUGUACGUAAUGAUACAAAUUCAUUAAUUGAUGAACAACCUGAACUACUUAUACGUUCGAAUGCAUCGGUUUCUGGUAAAAAUUUAAAACUUCUCAUGGAAUUAUCAUUAUGGUGUCAAUCAACAGUAACACAAGAAAAAUGUGAAAUUGGUUGUGGUUGGUCAAUGAUUUCAAUUGUUGAUGAUGAACCACCAUUAAUAACUGAUACAAAAAAUUAUAAUGAACUUUUAAAAGGUGGACAUAUAGAUGAAACAAAUAUUCUACUUGAUUCUCAAUAUAAAAUUCUUCGUUCUAAUGGUAUAUCAGGCAUGAUUGAUCGAUUUAAACGAGCACGUAUUAAAUUUUCAAUUGAAUCACGUGAAGAUGAUGUUGAUUUACUUUAUGAUAAUUUACCAAUACAAUCACUUAUUGUUCCAAUAAAUAUAAUAAGACCUAUUGUAUUUUUUCGAAAUGAACUUGCAUGUCAAUUACAUGAACGUCAACAUCCAACUGGUCUAUCAACAACACCAAUUAAUUCAAUAUUUUUAAGUACAUUUUUUCAAGCAAUAUCACAACCUGAUCUUAUUUAUACAUUAAAUCGAUUAUAUCGUGCAAGAAAAAGUCGUUAUCCUACAUCAUCAUCAAGUUUACAACAACAACGAAAAUUAUUUAUAAAUACAUAUCAAUUAUUUACUUAUCCUCUUCUUCAAUAUCGUCUAUUACCAUUAUAUGAUUUUCAUGAUAAAACAAAAUUAAAUGAACGACGAACUUUAAUUAAUGAUAUUAUUAAACGAUUAUUACCAAGAAAAAAAGAUCUUGGAGAAGAUAUUCUUUCAAUAUUACUUGAUGCCAGUUUAACAGAUAAAUGGACACCAUUUACAACAAAUGAAAUUUGUUUUUCAUUGCAAAAAUAUACUCAUGAUUUUACAAAUGAUAUUGUAGAUUAG
Molecule: messenger RNA, 2922 nt
Organism: Rotaria sp. Silwood2
Lineage: Eukaryota; Metazoa; Rotifera; Eurotatoria; Philodinida; Philodinidae
Source: the annotation of a GenBank genome assembly